GGUCACUUGAUUCCAAGUUUAGUUCGUCUUUAUCUAUGGUUUGUUAGUAGUGCACUCUGCGGAUAGCGUGUUGUGCAUUCUUCAUUCAGUUCUUCAGCAAAAUGCCGUCAUGCACCUCAGAAAGUCUGUCGCGAUUGUCGUGGCCCAGCAAUGAGAGCAUUCAUGCGGGCAGCAGUUCCAGCGGUUCUGGACUGCCCAGCCCCAAUUCGCCGGCCUGUUUCUCGCCCGAAUCCACAUCGCCAGACAACACGUUGAAAAAGCGCCGCAUCAGAAGAACCACUUCGUUGGGAAGUAUUAUUCGCGAACCGUUUGUGAUUCGCUCCGAUGCCCGGGACCUCAGAAGCCAGUCCCAGAGCCCAGUGCCUCAAAACAGCGCUCAAGAGGAAGACAUCUACUCCUCAAUAACCACCAUCAUCGGAUGGUACCCGAUGUUCCUAAUCCGCAUCGCCCAAGCGAUCCUCGUGGGUAUUUUACCGAAAACGUGGAAGCAACUCGUGCUCGCUCUGCCCAUGCUAUGGAUUUCCAUGUGGCUCUGGUUCUUCAGCCAAAUGUUUCGAUUGCCGUGGCGAAUUUUCCUGUUAUUCGUCAACAUGUUGCUCAGCAGCAAUGUGGGGCAUACGAAUCCGCGGAAGCGCACAGUGCUGAUCAGCGGCGGAAGCACCAUUCAGGCGUUGCAUUUGGCGCGUAACUUCUACUCGGCCGGAGCCCGAGUCGUUGUUUGUGAAGUUCAAGGAGUGUUUGCUUUGACGCGUUACUCCACAGCGGUUAGCAAGUUCUACACGGUGCCGAAACCCACCAGCGACCAGCUGCAGAACUACGUUCGGGCUCUAUGCGAAAUCGUGGAUCGAGAGGAGGUGGUUUACUAUAUCCCGGUGAGUGCCACCACUUCGGCCUACUACGACGCCGUGGCGAAGCCCCAUUUGGAGCUGCUGGGGUGCAACUGCUUCUGCCCGGGAAUCAAAGAAGUUUGGGUACUGGACGACACCCUGGAGGUGCUGAAGCGAUGCGAAAAGUACCAGAUCGACACCCCCAAUUACUACCUCGUCACCUCCAAGGAGGAUGUUUAUCGGCUGUACGAUACCGGCACCAUUCGGAUAGGGAAUUACGUGAUGUCCACUGCAGGCCCCAGCGGGCUACGCGAUCGAGCCAAAGUGGUCCUGCCCUUAUCGAAAGCCGACCUGAAACUACCAGGCGACAUCAGCCAGCAACGGCCAUGGGUAGUGGUCCAGGACCUAGAAGGCGACCAUUAUCUCACUUGCACCACCGUGAAAGAAUCCCAAGUGAUCGCCAAUGUCACGUGCAAGUUGGACAAGGACAACGGCCUGAUGCCAGUGGACGCUGAAGAAAUCAACCAAUGGCUGGCGAAGUUCUUCAGGAACCUGCAACUGCUGCGGCCAAUCACCGGCCAUGUCAGCUUCAGGUUUGUGGUGUCCAAGGACACCAACACUAUCAGGCCGCUUAGUAGCCGGGUGGGGGUGUCGCUGCCUUAUAUCUGCUACACCAAUGUCCAUCCGCGGCUGAUCUGGAGGCCCUGCAGGCAUUUCAAUCGCCAGAACUCUGGGCCAUUGGUUAAUGGCUCUGGCACCUACAAGAUGUCCGAUACGGUGUUGAACACUCUGAAGAAUCCCUCACUGGAAACAGUGACGAAACUGAUAGGCACUGUUCUGGAUAAGCGGGAGGCGCUGUUUACCAUUUGGGAUCCUCUCCCCUACUGCGCCUACUAUCACAUGCAGUUGCCCUUUAAACAUAUGUUGGGGUUUAUGAGGCGCAGCCAGGACCGGUUUCCUAGGCCCAUGGUGAAUCCGGUGCGUUAAUCCACAGUCCUGAGUAGGAGAGAGAUUCAAGACCCGGUAUUAAGGCGCUAGUUGCUAAGUUGACUUCUUGCUCUGAUCGAUCACUGUACAUAUUGAUGUAGUUUACGUAGUCCGUCCCCUGUAUGUUAAUCAGCUAGGAAUUUAUUGGUUUUGUAUUUAUUUUAUCCGUUUGAUUAAUUAUACUGUUUUGAGUUGCCAAUUCUUCAGCCUGAGGCAAACAAGCUGAUUGGUGAUCCAAUUUUUUCCUCUAAGUUUACCAUUGAUAUUUAUUUGUUUAAAAUACUUAAUAUUUAUAUGAUGUACCACUUUAUUUGUAUACAUAAUGUACGUCAGAAGGUAUCAUUGUAUCAAUGGAUUUAACAAUAAUUCUUAUUAAUAAACUGAAUAUACCGACCGAUUCGAUAAAAA
This is a messenger RNA of Dendroctonus ponderosae (mountain pine beetle), 2222 nucleotides long. RefSeq lists its product as uncharacterized. The record is from RefSeq and is a predicted model, not a curated record. NCBI's taxonomy places the organism in Eukaryota, Metazoa, Arthropoda, Insecta, Coleoptera, Curculionidae. Bases 102 to 1814 code for a protein of 570 amino acids. The transcript has a single exon.